This is a messenger RNA of Tuber melanosporum (Perigord truffle), 1621 nucleotides long. RefSeq lists its product as uncharacterized. Gene Ontology annotation, cellular component: plasma membrane. The record is from RefSeq and is a predicted model, not a curated record. Bases 203 to 1621 code for a protein of 472 amino acids. Gene Ontology annotation, biological process: protein localization to plasma membrane. Lineage: Eukaryota; Fungi; Ascomycota; Pezizomycetes; Pezizales; Tuberaceae. The transcript has 5 exons.
AUUUGCUUGCUUGUGUGAGCACAUCAAUUCAUACAUACCGGUGCCUUGAGUCUCUCCCUCCAUUCCCUCCAUCUCUUGUACUCUUCUCAGCCAAUCGAGCAAUAAGCCCCUCCCUCCCCCUCCCUUCCUCGAGUAGACAGGUGAUAAAAUCUGUCGGUCAGCGAAUUGAUUCAGUUGCGAUCCGUCAAAGACUCUUGCAACCAUGUGGUAUCAUGUCUCUGAGCCAAAUAGCUACCUGGCUAUAACAGGUGUGAAUAUCGACACUGUCCGUAUCGCGAAGAAGGCAUUCGUGAAGCCGCUGCAGAAAGUUACAAAGUUCUCCAUCACGCCUUUCGACUUUUCCCUGCAAUUGCAGGCUAUGACAAUUGAGAAGUUGCAGUUCGCACUUCCAGCAGUAUUCACCAUCGGCCCCGAAGACACUCCCGAUGCUUUACAGAAAUACGCUUCCCUACUCACCGGUCAAAAAGCGGGCGAUACCAAUACUCAAUCUAACAGCAGCGGGCGCGGCCACGUCCAAGAUAUCGUUAAGGGCAUUAUCGAGGGUGAGACUAGAGUGAUUGUUUCGGGGAUGAGUAUGGACGAGAUCUUCAAGGAACGCAAGAUGUUCAAGGAGAAGGUCAUCGCGAACGUUCAGGGGGAAUUGUCUCAGUUUGGGCUUAAGAUUUACAAUGCCAACGUCAAGGAGCUGCAUGACACCCCCGGCAGCGAGUACUUUGCCUUCCUUUCUCGUAAAGCGCAUGAAGGUGCGCUCAACCAGGCCAAGAUUGAUGUCGCGGAGGCCCGCAUGCGCGGAGAGAUUGGAGAGAAGGAGAAGCAAGGUCUCACGGCUCAACAUAUCUCCAAGAUCGAGGCGGACACCGCUAUCAAGGAGACAGAGCGGAAGAAGGACAAGGCUACUGCGGAGGCUUCCUUCUCCGUCCGUCAGCAGGAGCUGAAUAUGGAGGUUCAGCAGGCGACAAUUAAAGCUAAGCGUGCUGCGGAGGCGAGAGAUGCCGAGCUUAGCAAGGAUGUUGAGAAGAAGAGGGCGGAGAUGGAACUGGAAAGGUUGAGGGCCAUGGACGUCGUCAAGAGUGUUAUCGCUAGGGAAACACAAGAGCAGAAGGCUGAUGCGGCGGCGUAUACUACCAAGAAGUCUGCUGAAGCUGAGUACCUCGCUCGCGUCAGGAAGGCUGAAGCAGACCUUAUCGCAGCCGAAAAAGCUGCCCAGGCCACAUUCAUCACGCGCAAGCGGGAAGCCGAGGGAAUGCUCGAGAUGGCGAAAGCCUACCAAGCACUGUCCCAAGUAAUGGGCGGCCCAGAAGGCCUGAUGCAGUUCUUGAUGAUUGAGCGCGGCGUGUACGGCGAUUUGGCGAACGCGAACGCCAAGGCAAUCCAGGGUCUCCAACCUAAGAUUUCUGUAUGGAAUACUGGCUCCGCCGGUGGAGAGGGCGCUAUGGCCGAUCCAACCGCGCCCUUAAGGAACAUUUUCCAGGCAUUGCCCCCGCUCUUCUCAACUAUAAAUGAACAGACGGGUAUUUCGCCACCGGCCUGGAUGGCGCAGAUGCCCGCCAACGCCCCUUCUAACUCUGCUAUCGCGUCUAGGGCUGGGAAUGGGCAGGUGGUUGUUCCCAAGAAAAACUAA